GGUUCUCCAAGUUGACCAUUGUCGCCUCCAAUGAUAUAAACGAGGAGACCAUACUUAGUUUGAAUGAGCAAGGACAUAAAAUCGAUUGCUUCGGAAUUGGAACGCAUUUAGUAACUUGUCAACGUCAACCUGCGUUAGGAUGUGUUUACAAGUUGGUAGAAGUAAACGGACAGCCUCGCAUUAAGCUGAGUCAGGACGUCGGCAAGGUCACGAUACCUGGUCAUAAGGAGGCAUACAGGUUGUUUGGAGCUGAUGGGCAUGCAUUAAUUGAUCUUCUCCAAAGGUCUUCGGAACCUGCGCCGAUUAUUGGACAGAAAGUGUUAUGUCGACAUCCUUUCCAGGAAUCCAAAAGAGCUUACGUCAUUCCAAGUAAAGUGGAACAUCUUUAUAAGGUAUACUGGAGCGAUGGGGGCAUUUGUAUUUCCCCUAAGCCGUUAUCUGAAGUGCGAGAACGGGUGCAGUCGUCUCUACGCACGCUCCGGCAAGACAUCAAGCGGAACUUGAACCCCACACCAUACAAGGUGGCAGUUAGUGAUGAUCUUUACAACUUUAUCCACGAUCUGUGGCUUCAAAAUGCACCUAUUGGAGAACUAUCAUGAAGUUUAUAGAAGAAAAUUUUAUGGAGAUAUUAUAUUAUAGUCGUCGAUUCCUUAAAAAAAUUAUCGCGUUUUUAAGCGCAAAGAAUAAUAACUAGUUUAAUAGUAGUUGGGGCUGUGUUAUAUUAUUUAUUCAUAUUGUGCAAGUUCAAAUUGGUAAUGUAAUUAUUAUUAAAGUUUAUCGUUACUACAAUAUUUAGCUUGGUAUGUUUUAGAUAGGAUUUGUUGUUUAAGAUAUGUAAAAGAUUUAUUAAAAUUUUUAUUAGAAAUUAGUUUUAUUAGAAAUUAAGAAGUACAACUGCAGUAUAAAAAUCCUUUGAACAAUGUAUUUUUUUAUUGUUUUCUAUUAUAGUUUUAGGUUUAACAUUCUUUUGUCUUAGUGCUUAGUUAUUACAAAUUAUCGUACAAGACUUUAUUAAGUUUAAAAGUUUAAUAAUAAGCAAAAGUAAAUAAAAUGUUUAUAUUGCGCUUAGAUUUAGUUUCAUCGGUGAGUGCAUGUAGUAGUUUUAGUGGCAUAAAAAUAAAUAAAUUAUUGGCUUGCUUGUCAUGGUGAAACGGUUAUGCACUUGUCACGUUUAUAAUUAGGCCACUCUAGUGGUAAUUUAUAUGAAACCAGAGAUAAAAUAAAAAAGAUUUAUUUUUUUAGAAUUGUCUAUUGAUUAUUUUUAAAUCGUGUUUUUAAAAUUCAUAAACGAGAUGACAGCAAUUUAAAUACCUAGUCAAGUCAUAAGUAUUGUCACACAGUAAAAACUUUUCUUUUAGAAUGGUGGCCACAAAAAAGUUUAUUGAAUUCGAAUUUCGAAUUGUUCAUGAAAAUAAAACUGUAUACUUUUUAGAAUUUUACUCAUUUUUAAAUAUGGAGUGGACGCUUAAAGAAGACCGUGUUGCAGUUAUUGCGUUGCAUCGUUGCGGUUACGCGCCAAUUCAAAUUUUAGACAUACUGAAAAAUUGGAAUAUAACCAAAAGAUUCGUUUAUCGUACCAUCAAACGAUACAAUGAAGACUCUAGUGUAGAUGACAAGUCAAGAAGUGGUCGCCCUCAGUCUGUUAGGACUCCAGCAGUGAUAAAAGCUGUGAAGGCGCGAAUUCUAAGAAAUCCCAAACGUAAGCAGAAACUGUUGGCCCUUCAGAUGGGGUUAAGCACCACGGUGAAAAGGGUGUUAAAUGAAGACUUGGGGCUUCGGGCAUAUCGAAGAAAAACAGGACAUCGUUUAAAUGCUCGUCUAAUGGAUCUGAGACUGAAGAGAUGCCGCGCUUUGUUGAAGCGAUACGCGGGAAAAAAAUAUCGGGAAAUUAUUUUUUCGGAUGAAAAAAUUUUUACCGUAGAAGAGAGCUACAACAAACAAAAUGAUAAGGUGUACGCACACAGUAGUGAAGAAGCGAGCAACCGUAUUCCGCAUGUCCAACGAGGUCAUUUUCCAUCCUCGCUCAUGGUAUGGUUGGGAGUUUCUUAUUGGGGCUUAACAGAGGUACAUUUUUGUGAGAAAAGUGUAAAAACGAAUGCAUUUGUGUAUCAAAUACAGUCCUGACGAACCUUUUGGAACCUGUUUCUCAUACCAUGUUCAAUAACAGGCACUGGGUAUUCCAACAAGAUUCGGCGCCAGCUCAUAGAGCGAAGAGCACACAAGACUGGCUGGCGGCGCGUGAAAUCGACUUCAUCCGGCACGAAGACUGGCCCUCCUCCAGUCCAGAUUUGAAUCCGUUAGAUUACAAGAUAUGGCAACACUUGGAGGAAGAGGCGUGCUCAAAGCCUCAUCCCAAUUUGGAGUCACUCAAGACAUCCUUGAUUAAGGCAGCCGCCGAUAUUGACAUGGACCUCGUUCGUGCUGCGAUAGACGACUGGCCGCGCAGAUUGAAGGCCUGUAUUCAAAAUCACGGAGGUCAUUUUGAAUAAACAUUAGUGUCAUAAGAAUCUGUUUUGUUAAGUUCAUUAUGGUAUAUAAAUGGUUACAUAAUGAAUAAACUUGUUUCAAUUAUUUUAUAUUAAACAUGUGACAGAAUUUAUGACCUGACUAGGUACGUAACAAUUGAAGUACUUUAUAUAUUCCAUAAAUUAUAUUUAUUUUUAGUUAUGUGUAUCAUAUAAUAUAUAUCGUGUUACCUUUUAUAUAUUAUAUAAUAUAAACAUCGUCGCUAGUCAAACAAAAUUUUAGAAAAAAUUGCCUUAUUACCAAAGCAGUUGAAAGAAAAUAUUUUUAUGAAAAUGUACAUUUAAUUUAAAAUUUUGUACACUAAAAAUUUAAGCAAUAAAAUAUAAAACAUAGAACUAUUUUAAGACUACUUACAAAAAUAAACUAACAAAUCAGGGCCCAAACGUAGUUAUUAAACUAUUUCUACAACUAUUAUGGGAAAUACUUUUUUCUUUGUAUAAUGAGUAAUGAUGAAGCAGCACAGAAUUAUGGAUAAUAAUAAUUCAGUCGUGUUUAAAAUUUUUAAACUUUUGUUCAGCUUUAUAUUUAACACCAUUAUUUAAAAUUAUAAUUUCUGUUUCAAUCAACUUUGUUUACAUAUGCAAACAAUCUUUAGCAAAAAAUAAAAAUUAACAUUGCAAACUAAUGGACACAUAACGUUAACAUAUUGUUGUUUAAAAAAAAUUUACCUUGUAAUAUUUUUUAAGAUAUUUGAAAAAAGUCUUUACUUUUUUGAAAUAUUACAGGAAAUCUGAUAAGAACAUACUAUAAGUAUAGUUAUUUAUUCAGGAGCAUUUUUCAUAAUUACUUCUAGCUAGGGGUUUGGAAGAAAUGUACGGUCAACAUAAUAUGUAAACACACAAGUCUAAAUUACGCCUAUUUAUUGUAUUAUAUAUUUAAAAAUUAACCUGUUAUAUCAGAUAAUUGUUUGGAGCUUCAUAUUAAUUGUCUACCGAAUUUAUUAUUAUUAUGCCACACGAGAAUACUUUUGCAUACAUCCGCAGUCCCACCAACGCAACGCCAGCCGCCACCUGGCAGCUUCUUUGGGGAGACAGUUUCACUCCCUUUUCUUCUUUUUUGCGCAGGAUUAUAUGCGUUUCGCACUACAUAAGUAAAUCUAUUUUAAGUGGCUACGUUGAAAUUACGUGAUAAAAAGUACCUAAAAUGGUAUAAUAAUAAUAAAUUUUAUUGCCACUAAGUAAUGUUUACAAUAUUUAUCCAUAUGACAUUUGAACAAAUGAUAUGAGUUAUAACAUAUACAAUUGUAUGCACUACCGUCUACACUAGGCCGAGUAUGUAUCUCAAGCUGAGAUUUAUAGACCGUAGGUACUUUGACUUUGCUCAGACUUUAGUUACGAAAACUAUGCUUAGAAUAAUCUUUGAUUCUGAAUUUAUAGUUGAAUCGGCCUAAGAUUAAGCUAAGCAUAAGCUAAGGCCCAGACAGUCAACAAAUUAAUGGAUACUUUCAACGUUUCCACGCAUUAUAUUCUUGAGUUUAACCGAUUCGUUGCGGCACCAAUUUUCGACAACUUUUAGCUGUGGCGGCGAACAAAUAUUUCACGACACCGGGCGUGUCAAGCGCCACAGACAGGCGCCUAUUGUGCCAUCCGCCAUGUGUAAAAGUAAUGUUCUUUUUUAUGCUUUCUUUACUUGUUUAGACCUAAUUAAGUUUAUUUGACAUCAAAUAUAAGUUACACAUGGAAGGAUACUUGUUUUUAGUGGGUAACUACGUGUUUUUUUACGCGUUUUCUUUGAAAUUGAGAGAAAGUGACUUUUUAUGAGGAGAUUACAAACCUUUUGUACUAUUUUUUGUUGUUAUAAAAAAUCAUUUAUAUAAGUAUGUACAGCUAAAUCACCCUGGAAACCUUGGUUUUUAUUAAAUUAAAUUUUCACCUAAUAAUAACAUUUGUAAAUAUCAAACAAUGAAGAACCUUAAUUUGAAAAAAAAAAGGUAUAUCAUUCAUUGAUAUUUACAAAUGUUAAAUAUUAUUUAAUGUUAUACAAAUGUAAAAGUAAAGUCGAUCUGAAAACGUCUAAUUAGUAAGAAUAGCAAAACAAGUGUUUUCAAAAGGAAGAAAACGCCGGCGCUAUACAGCGGCGGAUUGACAAAAGACUAUUUAUUAGCGAACUUUUUUUGUGCAUGAACGGUUUCGAACUGUUUCUAGCAAAAAUAAACCUUAUACCAUAUCACAAGAGCAAAUGGUAACUUCGUAGGUCCAUUCGGCCAUAUGAUAGUAAUAAGACGGCAGCUCAACCAUUUUAAGCAAAAUUAAACAAUAAGACAAACGCAUUGUUUUUUUUAACAGGAGACUUGUUUUCCAGAAAUUUAUUUACAACUUGAGUGUGUAAGCGUUCGCAAUGAGUGCUAUUAUUUGUUACUUAUUAGACAAUUUUUCCAUAACAUGAUUUAAAACCCACAAAGUAAAAGUAGUACCAUGUACACGUUAUAAAAAGGUUGUCAACCCCUAAAAAUUUCAAAUUUUCAAAAUAUGCAGAAACGAAGCUGCACGCAUGAAUUACUCGCAAAUUAAUGAAUAUUUUGUUGUGGAUAAAUUUUCCAAAAAAGCAAUUUGAGCGAGUUAUAACGAUUUUUAAAAAGAUACGACUCGCGUGUCAUACGCCGUCAUACGCCACACAAAAGUAAUCGAUGGCACGCCAGGCGUGUCAUCCGCACUGAACCGGUUAAUAUAUAAAAUUUAAUAUUUGAAAAUGGAAAACUGUCUAUAUUGUAUUUCAUAAAUGAGUUAUUAGAACGGGAACGGAUGAGAAGAGUGCAAAAUUAGAAAAAAAUGUUUUAAGGAAUUCGAAAUAAGUUGAAAUUACGUUAAUAGAAAAGGGAUUAAUGCUUUUUAAAACUAGGAAGCUGCCUAAAACUACCUAUUUAUUAUUAUAAAUAAUUAGAAUAACAUAAUAACAAUAAUUUAAAAUUAAUACGGUGGUUUUGGAUAAUAUUAUUAGAAAAUUGCCUUAUAGGGAUAUUUGCACUGUUGCCGUUUGAUAGGCGGGUGGGUGUGCGAAUGCAGUUUUUUUACCUUUUAUUAGGAAGUGCAGCAUAAUUUUUUUUCUUUUGUCGCCACUUACGACAAUUCGGGACGAACAUGUGGAUAUUCUUACACCACCGCUAUAUCGUCAAUUUACAUCAAAAUUACUUUUAUUUACAAUGGUUUCGGUUAAUGAAAGUUUAUCGGUUAGUAAUCUUCUUACUUUCCCAGUUAUUUAAUAAUUGACAAGAUCAAAUUAUAAAAAUAUAUAGGCCUAUUUUUGCAAUACAAUUUUGAACUUUUAUAAAAUACUGAGUAAAUACAAAAAGCACAAUUUGUAUGUUUUACUAUGUCACAAAAAUAACUUUAUAUCCGCUUGUAAUAUUAGAAAUUAGGGGAAAAUAUUUGAUUAAUAUAAAAUCUCUUUU
Molecule: messenger RNA, 5914 nt
Organism: Parnassius mnemosyne (clouded apollo)
Lineage: Eukaryota; Metazoa; Arthropoda; Insecta; Lepidoptera; Papilionidae
Source: the annotation of a GenBank genome assembly